GGAGGGACGCAAACGCGGAAGCCGCCGAGCAGCCAAGGGAGCCGCCGCCGCCGCCGCCAGCAGCAGGAGCAGCCGGCUCGCGGGGUCGGGGCGCUGCCCGCCUUCGGUGAUGCAAGGCCUGCUGCUGCGGUGAUCCAGAGAUGAGUUCAAAAAAGGAUGCACGCUUUCGCACACAAAUUAGUGUUGAAGAAGCUGCCAUUUCUGCUGCUGCUGGAGACGAGAACAAAGUAGCUGAGCAAAGAUCCGGCCCAGAAGGAGAUGUUUGCACAAGUCCUGGCAUCACAGCCCUGACUGACAACACGAAGCGGUUUAGACUAAGUGGGAGCCAGGAAAAGGCCACCCAGGAGAGUCCUGGGAUGUCGCAGCAAAAGGCAAGGAAAGCAACUGGUUCUUCUGCUGCCACAGAAGAGAAACGGAAAAAAAGUACUUUUCUUUUGACGUUUUCUAAAAGCAAAAAGGAAAAAUACUCUACCAAUGACAAAACACCUCCGGCGAGUGCAAGCAGUGGCCACAAAGGGAAACCUGCCCUCACGGUCAAGGAAGGCUCCUCAUCUUGUGCAAAGAGGGCUCAGACAGCCUCAAAAGAAUGUCAGCCCCAGCAAGAUCACGGGGACAAGGGUGAAGAAAAGCAACCUGCGCCCGUCGUCAUUGUCUCUAUGGAGUCCUCUGUAGACUAUGAAGAGGACAUGUACCGUGAUGCAGAAGAAAUAGAGAGAGAGAAAGUAUUACUUGAGUGUGGGACAGGCUUCUCAGAAAAUAAGUUAAGCGUUGCACCAGAAGUAUACAUCAUGGAUUACUGCCAAAAGGAAUGGAGAGGAAACACUUCCCACGCCAAAUGUAUCAGAAAGGGCUAUGAAGCAGUUUCACACAAAUUUAUUUCAAUAAGAAGAGUGCGAGGAGAUAAUUAUUGUGCUGUCAGGGCAACAUUGUUUCAAGCACUUAGUCAAGCUAAUCAGCUUCCUGACUGCCUCCGGGAUGAGGACAUCAUGUCGCUGCCAGAGAAGCUGAUCGUCAAAUAUGACUGGAUUACACAGUGGCAACUCAGACAAAGGUGGACCAGAAAAGUGGAAAACUUGAUAGAUGAAAUAAAAGAAUGUCUGGUGCUGCUGAGGAGAAAGUGGCAACUUGUGAGUGAAAUAAAGACCUUUGCAGAGAGACAAGCAGCUUGUGAUGAGCUUUUUAAAGGCGACGAGGAUGAAUACAGUCUGUAUGAAGCUGUGAAAUUUCUCAUGCUAAACACUGCGAUCAGAUUAUAUGAAGACAACGAGAGGGGAGAGGAGGUCCCUGUCUUCUCCUGGCUUCUGUUUGCUCGGGAUACAUCCAGCAAUCCUUCCCAGCUAAUGGAAAACCACUUGAAUCAGCUUGGUCACACCGGCGGCCUUGAACAAGUGGAGAUGUUUCUCUUGGCCUAUGCUUUGCAGCACACCAUCCAAGUCUAUCGACUCUACAAGUACAGCACAGAUGAAUUCAUCACCCUUUAUCCGAAUGACCCAGAAGAGGCCUGGCCGGUGGUGACCCUUAUAACGGAAGACGACAGGCAUUAUAAUAUUCCCUUUAGAAUGUGUGAAGAAACCAGUGUGUAAAACCCUUUUUUAAAAGAUUAUAAAUUGAAUAAAUCAUUUAGCAGCA
Molecule: messenger RNA, 1629 nt
Organism: Hemicordylus capensis (graceful crag lizard)
Lineage: Eukaryota; Metazoa; Chordata; Lepidosauria; Squamata; Cordylidae
Product: ubiquitin thioesterase otulin-like
Exons: 9
Coding region: 141-1583 (480 amino acids)
Biological process (GO): protein linear deubiquitination
Molecular function (GO): cysteine-type deubiquitinase activity
Source: RefSeq, a predicted model, not a curated record